AUGUUCGUUUACUAUUGUGUUGAAGAGAAUUUUCCUAUCACCAAGCAAGCUGAAUGGUGUGAAUAUUUCCAGAUUCCGAAUGGUUUCGCGUUGAUUCGUCCACCGGGUCAUCACGCGCAAAAGAAUGAAGCCAGUGGUUUUUGUGUGUUCAACAAUGUUGCACAAGCAGCCGAAGCCGCGUAUAAUUUUGGGUCGAACAGAAUACUCAUCGUAGAUUUUGAUGUUCAUCACGGUCAAGGAAUACAACAGUCGUUCUAUGAGGACAAACGAGUGAUGUAUAUCUCAAUUCAUCGUUAUGCGGAUGGGAAAUUUUGGCCACAUCUAGAAGAAUCAAAUUUCUGUUAUGUUGGUGAAUAUUCAGGAGCAGUGGAAGGAUUUGUUCAUUGUGAUUUGGUGAUUACUUANAAUCCACAUUUUGUGUUAGUGGCGGCCGGUUUCGAUCCGUGUCUAGGCGAUCCUUUGGGUGAAAUGAACGUGAGUCCAGACUUGUUUGCGCAUUUGGUAUAUCAUCUGAAAGGCUUGGCAACCGGUAAAAUACUGUUGUGUUUAGAGGGUGGUUAUAAUUAUCAUAAUACCGCGAUAUGUGUGGAACGAUGUUUGAGAGUUUUAUUAGGUGAGGCACCGAAUCCUCUGAAGAAACUAGAAUCUCCAAUGAAAAGGUGA
Messenger RNA from Anisakis simplex (herring worm), 663 nucleotides. Lineage: Eukaryota; Metazoa; Nematoda; Chromadorea; Rhabditida; Anisakidae. The record is from the annotation of a GenBank genome assembly.